AUGGUGUCUGACAUGGCUGCCUCUGAUAUGGAGCUCAUCAUUCUCUGCAAAAGAAAACUUCAGAAGUAUGUCGAACUUCGAGACGAAGAAAAGAUUCUCAGUUACCUCAGCAAAUUGAAACACCUUCGGAUGACAGUGAGCUACCUACAAGAGACAGGUGUUGGGAGAACAGUGAAUGCUCUCAGAAAGGAAGAUGGUGCUAUUGGUCAAAAGGCCAAAGCUUUGGUGACCAGAUGGAAGGAACUUGUGAUGGAGGAAGAAGAAGAGGAAGAGGAGGAGGCAGACAAGAAGGAGCCAGAAGGCAAUGCAAGGGUUAAUGGCGAGCUUUCCACCCCUCAUGCUGCUUCCCAAAGCACGUUGAAGGUAGAGCGAGAGGCUAGCUACACUAUGACUGGUGAUGAAGCAAUCUGUGAUAUGGCCAGAGGUCGUGAUACUCCGCAUGAUGAUGAUGAUGGUGAUACUAUCGAAGAUGAUGAAGUGGCAAUGCGCAUCUGUGAUGAUGUUCCUAAAGAGAAGUCUGAUGAACGGCCACAGCUUCCUCAGAAUCAGGUCUUCAGUCAAAAAAAGGCUACAGAUAGUGAACAUUGUAAACAUACUCCAGUGAAUAAAGGGAUACCUACUGUGAAUGGCAGAUUGAAAAAAGAAAAGUCCACAUCUGGCUCUGUCAGAAAGGAUGAUAGAAACAAGUCUUUAAAUGGCAAUGCAGAUGGGAAGAAGGAAAAGAAAAGUGAAAUUGGAAGCAGCAAAGAUGAGAAGAAGAAACAUAAGAGAAAGAGGCCUUCAGAAGAAAGUGAAGAUAAAGGAACAGAUGGAAAAUCCUUUGCAGAGGCUUUGGGGAUGGCUGAUGAAAGUGAGAAAAGUGAGAAGUUGAAGAAGAAAAAGAAGAAGCAUCACCGCGAUGUUGAGCCACUGUCUGAGGCCAGAGCUCAGAAGGAUGAGGUUUCAGAUCAGCAGAAUGAGAUGAAAAGUGCUUUGCCGUUGAUUGAUGCUGAUGCAAUUCCAGGUUCAUCAGAAAUCAAAAACUCUCUUCUUCCAGUCAUUAGUCCAGAUUACAAGCCACAAAGACAUUAUAACCUGCCAGAGAAGAAGUCUGUGCAGGCCAAGUUACUCAGUGAAGAUGAAGCCCUUCAGCUUGCUAUUAACACUAAGAACAAUAAGACAAAAGUAUUCUCAGGCACGAAAGGAUCUGGACCCUCAUCCGUUCCUAGUCUCUUUGACCUCUGCAUCCGCAGCCUUCAGGAAAAUAUUGAUAGCCUAGAAUUCACUGGAGGUGUACCAUACACUGUGUUGGAGCCUGUGUUCAAGACUGCCAGUGCUGAACAGCUUUUCACUCUGGAGUAUUAUAAUCCUUACUUGCUGAGUGAUACUGAUCCCCUCUGGGAACGCCUUGUGAAGAAGGACUUCCGAAACACAGAUCGACAGGAGUUGGAAAGUUGGCGGGAUAUGUAUGAUAGGUGCAAGAGGGAGAGAGAGGCCAAGUUGCAGAGCCUGACUUCAAAACUUCACCACUCCAUGUCAGUGAAAACGCCAUCAAGGCAGACAAAACUGGCCUAUGUGGACUCAGUGGCUAAACCACCUCGUAGCAUCGCUAGACAACAGGCCAAAUAUGGAACAGGUGGUCAGGGUCAGCAGAAGAGAGGGACUGGAGCUAUUCCUCUAUCAAAUUUGAAGGAUAUAGGAAAUAUGUCCAACUCUUCCUCUUCCUCUUGUGCCUCAAGUAAACUGGCUGCUUCUGUGAAAGCUCCACCACCUCUUGGAAAUAUGAAGAAGCCUAAAGUUGCCCCCCUGAUGCAGAAAACAUUGCGUCUGAUGAAGAGUCGAUUUCGAAGGUAGCCUCUUAAGCAAUGCCUGUGUCCUUUGGUCCUAGGUCUAUUUAUCUUAGCUGCAUUUUUUGUCUUGGUGUGAAGGUGAUCUUGUCACUUGAUGUGACAAGAUAUUGCUUGUCUUUCACUGGGAUGCAAGGGUUAAUAUAAGUUUGAUGCAGGUUCAGAAUGCUUCCUUUUCUUCAUCUGAGGCAAAAAUGGAAGACCCUUUCUUGUGUUUACCUGGUCACCCUUUUUCAACCCAUUUAUCCUAUUGGUGUUGUUUUCUUGAACACAAAAUAAAAUUCCUUGUUGACUGCCUGCCCCUUCCAUG
This is a messenger RNA of Darwinula stevensoni, 2136 nucleotides long. Lineage: Eukaryota; Metazoa; Arthropoda; Ostracoda; Podocopida; Darwinulidae. The record is from the annotation of a GenBank genome assembly.